Didymodactylos carnosus is the source of this 345-nucleotide messenger RNA. The record is from the annotation of a GenBank genome assembly. NCBI's taxonomy places the organism in Eukaryota, Metazoa, Rotifera, Eurotatoria, Philodinida, Philodinidae.
AUGUGUCUCGCCAGAAAUGGAAAUCUAAUCAAUCACAUUGCGAAUGGAAAGCGUCAGCGACGACCAGAACGGCAUUCAAUGCGAGAUUAUGCGAUGCAGACGUAUCAUUCCAAAUUGGAAGACGUUGGGGAACGUGCUUUGAUAUCCGUACUGCUUGAGGCUUGGUCACAGGAUCACUCUGUUCCAUCGCAACGGCUACCACGUGGAUGGGCUUUACCCAAGGAAAGAACUCAGACUCGUUUGAAUCCCGUUCAAAUUCGUUAUCUAACCGACAAAUUCGAUCAGGGCUUAAAAGAGAAAAUUCGCUGGAAACCAGAAGAGAUGGCUGCUGAAAUGCAGCAGUAA